Acanthochromis polyacanthus (spiny chromis) is the source of this 2127-nucleotide messenger RNA. RefSeq names its product eukaryotic translation initiation factor 2A (gene eif2a). The transcript is spliced from 16 exons. Gene Ontology annotation, biological process: translational initiation. Lineage: Eukaryota; Metazoa; Chordata; Actinopteri; Pomacentridae. Bases 40 to 1782 code for a protein of 580 amino acids. The record is from RefSeq and is a predicted model, not a curated record. Gene Ontology annotation, molecular function: tRNA binding; protein binding; ribosome binding. Gene Ontology annotation, cellular component: cytosolic small ribosomal subunit.
CAUCCGAGAAGCUUAUUUCUUCUUCCGGCACACGCAAACAUGGCGCCCGGGAUUCCGCUGUUAGCAGUUCGAGGCUCGGCCGGUACAUCUCUGCUCUGUGGACCUCCACAGUGUGAACAACACUCAGCCUUCAGCAGUGACUGUGGAGUCUGCAGGUGUGUGACCUUCAGCCGAGACGGGACGCUGCUGGGAUGGUGCAACAGAAAAGGCGUCUCAGUGAUGAAAUCCUCCGACGGCUCCCCGGUGUCGACCUUCAAUCUCCCAAAAACGGCUCUGAUGGAGAUUUCCCCUCUCAGCAACGUCCUGGUUACCUGGCAGCCGUACACCAAGACUCAGGACAGUCCUCAGGGGGAAGCAAACCUCCAGCUGUUCGACCUGCAGAGCGGCCGACUCCUCAAAGCUCUUUAUCAGAAGAAGGUCGACUCCUGGUGUCCCAGCUGGUCGGACGACGAGAAGAUCUGCGUGAGGAUCGUCAACAACGAGCUGCACUUCUACGAGAACAACGACUUCGACUCCAUCGCCAACAAGCUGCACGUGCAGAAAGUGUCCGACUUCGCCCUGUCGCCUGGAGGUCAGCCGAGCAAAGUUGCCGUCUACGUUCCCGGCAGUAAAGGAAGUCCGUCCUUCGUUCGUCUUUAUCAGUAUCCGAACUUCGGAGGUCCGAACGCCGCUCUCGCCAACAAGAGCUUCUUCAAGGCCGACAGGGUGACGAUGCAGUGGAACAAGAAAGCGUUGGCGGUUCUGGUGACGGCGAGCACUGAGGUGGAUAAAACCGGAGCUUCUUAUUACGGAGAACAAACUCUUCACUAUCUGGCCGUGAACGGGGAGACGGCGCUGGUCCAGCUGGCUAAGAACGGUCCGAUCUACGACGUGGCCUGGAGUCCAUCCUCCUCAGAGUUCUGCGUCGUUUAUGGAUUCAUGCCGGCCAAAGCGACGAUCUUCAACCUGAAGUGUGACCCGGUGUUCGACUUCGGAACCGGACCCAGAAACGCUGCCUACUACAGUCCUCAGGGUCACAUCCUGGUUCUGGCCGGAUUUGGGAACCUUCGAGGUCAGAUGGAGGUUUGGGACGUGAAGAAAUACAAGCAGGUGUCCAAACCUCAGGCUCCAGACACCACUUUUUUCUCCUGGUGUCCGGAUGGCGAGCACGUCGUCACGGCGACCUGCGCCCCCCGGCUGCGGGUCAGUAACGGGUACAAGAUCUGGCAUUACACCGGCUCGGUGCUGCACCGGUUCGAGGUGGCGUCCGGUACGGAGCUGUACGAGGUUUGCUGGCAGCCGUUUCCAGACGGGAGCUUCCCCGAGCGGCCGAUCAAAUACCAGGCGGCACCCAGCGAGCUCGGAACCACUCAGGCUCCGCCCACUCAGGCGUACCGCCCACCGGCCCUGAGACACCUGCCAGCAACGGCCAGCUCCAAACUGCACGAAGACGAACCUCCUCAGGAUCUUCGUCCGGGACUUUCAGGAGAAAAGAGUCUUUCUAAAACUGCUCUGAAGAAUCAGAGGAAACGAGAAGCAAAGAAAGCAGCGAAACAGGAGUCCAAACCCGAACCCGAGCCUCUGUCUGACUCCGCCCCCGUCACCAACAGCCAAUCGGAGCCGAGCAGCGGCGACCCGGAGACGGACAAGAAGAUCAAGAACCUGAAGAAGAAGCUGAAGGCCAUCGAGGAGCUGAAGGAGCAGCAGGCGGCGGGGAAAGUUCUGCAGAAGAACCAGCUGGAGAAGAUCCAGAAGGAGGAGCAGCUGCUGAAGGAGAUGGAGGAGCUGCAGAUCGGACACUAGGGGGCGCUACAGGCCUCCAAAUCCCACAAUGCAUUGCUCUGACACAGAAGGAGGGGCUGGAGGACUUUAUAAAGUUUAAAGUGUUUUAGGGGAGGUGCAGGGCUUAGCACACCUCCAGCGAUGAACUUCCUGAGAGCCUCCAGGGGCAUUCUGGGAAACGUAGGAAGCAGCUGAGGCGACUUUAAAGGGACGGUUUGACUCAAAAUGUCUGAACGUCCCUUUAAGGUAGACAGACAGCAAAUGUGUGUGUGUGUGUGUGUCCACUGAAACCUGUUGCUAUGCAACAUCUGUACAGUGUACCUUUCAAAAUUAAAGCCUCCUCUCCGCCGCAGCUGUGUCACAUUU